GUUAUUUUCUCUUUCGGGAUGGACGAAGAACUGAUAAGAUCAUAAAAGUACAUUUUUUAUUUAUUAGACUCUUGUAUUUAUAUUGACUUUUAAUGAUUUAAAUGUUUAUUAAAUAAUUUUUCUUCUGGAGACACGAGUUACUACUAUUUUUUUUUAUAGGAAGGAAAAUUACGGUAUCAAAAUGCAUUUUACCAAGCUCGGAAAAAGAAACAAAGCUUACAAGUGAAGUCACAUACUUUAAGCCCAAUAAUCACAUGGAUCCUGAAUAUAACAACUUGACCCUCAACCAAAGCAAAAAGAACAAAACAAAAAGAAAAAUAAAGGAGCAGCUACUCAUUGUUCUUGCGGGUAAAACACAAAGUUCUCCACCGACUUUCGUGGGUACCAAACUGUCAAGCAAGAGAUGAUGAAGAUGAAAUUGGAUAAUUAUCGGAGCAAAAUACUCGGUGUAGUGGAGAUAAUGAAUGGAGGUUUCUUAUCUUUUUGUUGGGGUUCUGGGGAGUUAUCAAAUUCAUAUUUUUUUGGGAUUUUUCUGGGCUAGGUUUGAGGAAUAAAUUGAAGAUAUUCAUCUGAGGUAAAGGAGAGACGAAAGUGAAAAAGCACAGAGAAGGAGCAGCGGAUUUCAUGCGAGCAAAUCUGGGGGCAGUGGAGUUCGUGGCAUCUUCCUUUUUCUUUGUUUGUUUAUCUGUGAUAGAAAUUCGAAGAAUCAACGAUUAAGAGAAUUUGCAACAAGGAACCAGGGACAUAUAAUUAUCCUUUUUCUACAUCUUUUGUAGCUAAAAGGACUCGUGCUCAAAUACUGGAGCAAGCUCGUCAGAUUCCGUUGCCUCUAAGUGAGAGUUCAUCUUCGGAAGAGGAAACUGAAGAAAUUUUUGAGAUGGCUGACCGUACCUUAAAGCAGCUCGUUGUUCCUACAUUUGAUCCUAAUUUGAUGUGCAUAUUAGAUGUCAGGACACAAUGUGAGAUCAAGCCUGGGCUGAUUAGAGCAUUACCCACAUUUUCAGGUUUUCGCAAUACUAGUUCCUUGGGUUCAGUUUACAUGAAUGAGGCGAACAUAUUUUUAAAGGAAUUUCACACAGCAUGUUCGAGGAUGAAACCUGCUGGUGUAACCCUUGAUCAGCUCAAGUUAAAGGCAUUUCCUUUUGCUUUAACUGAUGCUGCCAAGGAGUGGUUGUUCGGACUGCCUGCAGGAACCAUCACAACUUGGCUCAGAUGCAAGAAAAAUUCAUAAAAAAAUAUUUUCCGGCAUCUUUAGCAGCAAACAUUAGGAAAGAAAUAUGUGGGAUUCGACAAGAAGAUGAAGAGCACUUCAUGAGUAUUGGGAGCGUUUCAAAAAGCUAUGUAAUAGCUGUCCUAACCAUUAGAUCAGUGAGAAAUUACUAGUGUAGUAUUUUUAUGAAGGGCUAACGGAGUCGAAUCGGAACCUAACUGAUGCUGCAAGUGGCGGAGCAUUGGUUGAUAAGACACCCACAGAGGCAAAGACGCUGAUUGCAAACUUGGCAGCAAACUCUCAAUAUCGAGGAGGUCGAAAUAUCAAGUCCGGUUUGUACGUCAAGUUAAUGAAGUAGUGAGUUCUAACUUCGAGCAACAAUUAGAUAAACUCACUUCCUUAGUGGCCUGGAGCGAUGAUGAUUGAAAAAUGGCAAGAAAAAGUUUGUGGCAUAUGUUCGAUAGCAGGACAUCCAACUGACAUGUGCCCACUAUGCAAGAGGAACAAGUGAAUUCUGUUGGUGAUGUCCAAGGGCAGCAAAGACGUUAUGAUCCAUUCUUUCAGACCUAUAAUCCGGGUGGAGAGAUCAUCCAAAUUUGAGAUAUGGAAAUAAUGUUCAGCAACAGGCAGCAAUAUCAGCCGCGACCUCAAAAUCAGCAAGUUUCCCAUCCACAAUCUGGUAGCUUAUCUCUAGAAGAAAUCGUGAAGGCAAUGGCUGACAACACUUUGCAUUUUCAUCAAGAAACAAGAAGUGGAUUAAAGAACUUGGAGAACCAAGUUUCUCAGUUGGCUAACACAGUGGGAAAGCUCCAAGCUCAGAACUCUAACAAGAUUCCGAGUCAACCAGAGAGAAAUCCGAAGGAGAAUACAAGCGCCAUAUCACUUAGAAGUGGCAAGCAGCUGGAGGUCCUGGAAAAAAGCAAGAGUGAAGUGCUGGAAGAGGAACAAGAGACUAUUGUUCCAGGAAAAAAUGAGCAGCCCUCUGAGGUAAGUGAUGUUGUUUCAUCUAAAACUAACCAUUUUUCUUCUUCUGUUCCUUUCCCUAGUAGGUUAACUUCUAAGGAUAAGAAGAAAGAGAUGGAAAAGGAGGUGAUAGAUGUAUUUCGCAAGGUAGAGGUGAACAUAUCUUUACUGGAAGCCAUUAGACAAGUGUCGUGUUAUGCAAAGUUUCUGAAGGAUUUGUGCACUAACAAGCGAAAAUUAAAUGGAGAUGAAAAGGUCAGUGUAAGUGAGAACAUAUCUGCUUUUUUACAAAGGAAAAUUCCUCCCAAGUGUAAGGAUCCAGGUCUUUUUACUAUACCUUGUAGAAUAGGUAACACGAGAUAUGAGAGGUGCAUGUUAGACUUAGGAGCUCCUAUUAAUGUGGUGCCUUUAUCUAUUUAUAAAGCUCUAAACUUAGGACCUUUAAAAGAUACUCGUGUGAUUAUCCAACUUGCUGACCGUUCUAAUACUUAUCCUUUAGGAGUGAUUGAGGAUGUCUUAGUAAAAGUAAAUGAACUUGUGUUUCCUGUUGAUUUUUAUGUGUUAGAUAUGCCAAAUGAUGAAUCCUCUAAUGCAACACCAAUCUUAUUAAGGAGGCCUUUUAUAAAAACAUCUAGAACCAAGAUUGAUGUUCAUAGUGGGAUUUUGACCAUGGAAUUUGAUAGGGAGGUUAUCCGAUUUAAUUUAUUUGAUGCCAUGAGAUAUCCCUCUUAUUGUGAAUCUGUUUCUACUAUAGAUGUCAUUGAUGCAUUAACUGAGCAAGUAUUUUUUUCUCUCUAGUCAUGAUGCAUUAGAUGUUGUUUUGACUGAACCUGUGGAAAAAGAGCAAUACAUUGACCUGCAGGAACAUUUUGAGCUCGAAAAUGAUGUCAAGGAAGCUUUCUCCUCCUUGGAGGUGCUUCCAAAUAAGCAAGGAAGGUAUGCGGAUAAAUUUAUGAAAUUGCCUGUCACAUCUAAUAGACUUUUACCUUUUGUUGUACAGCCACCUGAAGUGGAGUUAAAACCUCUGCUUGACCACUUGAAGUAUGCAUUUUUGAGAGAGAAUGACACUCUUCCAGUCUUAAUCACAAGUAAUCUAACUCCGGCUCAAGAGCAAAAGCUGGUGCAAGUUCUCAAGGAACACAAAACAGCUCUAAGGUGGACAGUUGCGGAUAUUAAAGGGAUUAGCGCUUCUAUGUGUCAGCAUAGAAUCUUAUUAGAAGAAGGAGCUAAACCUGUGAGACAAGUGAAACGACGACUUAAUCCACCUAUGAUGGAAGUGGUAAAGAAAGAAGUAUCGAAGCUUCUUAAAGUGGGGGUGAUAUACCCUAUAUCAGAUAGCCCUUAGGUUCCUAUAGCUUCGGAGGAUUAAGAAAAAACGACGUUCACAUGCCCGUAUGGCACAUUUGCGUAUCGUCGUAUGCCAUUUGGAUUGUUAAAUGCCCCAGCGACUUUUCAGAGAUGUAUGGUUUCUAUCGAAGGUUUAUUGAAGGCUUUUUGAAGUUUGCACAACCACUAUGCAGACUACUCCAAAAGGAUGUGGAGUUCCACUUUGAUGAGGCCUGUAAGAAAGAAUUUAUAAGCCGAAAGACAAGUUGGUCAUUGCCCCUGUUCUACAACCUCCUAAUUGGGACUUUCGUUCGAGCUGAUGUGCGAUGCUUCUAAUUAUGCCAUAGGUGCAGUGUUAGGCCAGCGAGUUGGAAAAGCUCCCCAUGAAAUCUACUAUGCUUCGAAGACUUUGGAUGCGGCUCAAGCUAAUUAUACUACAACUGAGAAAGAACUUUUAGCUGUUGUUUUUGCUUUAGAAAAAUUCAGAUCUUAUUUAUUGGGUACUAAAAUUAUUGUGUUUACAAAUCAUGCAGCGCUGAAAUAUUUAUGGUCAAAGGAUGUAUCCAAACCUAGGCUAAUACGUUGGAUUUUAUUGAUUUAGCAAUUUAAUGUUGAAAUAAAAGAUAAAAAAGGUUCAAACAA
Messenger RNA from Chenopodium quinoa (quinoa), 4141 nucleotides. RefSeq lists its product as uncharacterized. NCBI's taxonomy places the organism in Eukaryota, Viridiplantae, Streptophyta, Magnoliopsida, Caryophyllales, Amaranthaceae. Bases 1814 to 2971 code for a protein of 385 amino acids. The transcript is spliced from 5 exons. The record is from RefSeq and is a predicted model, not a curated record.